Messenger RNA from Aspergillus calidoustus, 1521 nucleotides. The record is from the annotation of a GenBank genome assembly. Lineage: Eukaryota; Fungi; Ascomycota; Eurotiomycetes; Eurotiales; Aspergillaceae.
AUGUUCACGAUAGCUGCUGUCGCCACAAACGUUUCUGCUCUCCCAGUAGGAACCAUUCUCGACACGUAUGGUCCACGGGUGUGCGGGAUAAUUGGCAGCAGCUGUCUUCUUCUGGGUGCGCUUCUUCUUGCGCUAGCCAGCCGUCUUCCAUUCGAUGCGUACGUACUUGGCUAUCUCUUGCUUGCGUUGGGAGGUCCUUUUAUUUUUAUUUCGUCGUUUCACCUCUCAAAUACCUUUCCAACUCGGUCCGGGUUGAUAUUGUCUUGUUUGACCGGCGCUUUCGAUGCCUCCAGUGCCCAGUUUUUGAUAUUUCGUAUCAUCAACGACAAGACACACGGCUCCUUCUCUUCCCAGAAGUUUUUCUCAGUCUAUCUUGUGAUUCCUCUGCUCAUCUUGAUUGCGCAAAUAACGAUCAUGCCUAGCACCUCUUAUAAGACCGCUGGAGAGCUUGUUCAGCAAGCAGAGGACCACAUAGUCGCUGAAGCAACUGAUCGUGUUGAUGACCACAUAUUGGACCGUGAUGAGGGCGAAAGACAACGAAAUGAUCGCCGUAUGCACCGCCAGACUGUCGUUAGCAAGAUUCAAGAUCUCCUCACCAACGGUGACGAGACUGCAUCUGUCAUUAGUGAGGGGUUGACACUCAACGAUGGCCGGGGUACCGCCGAGGCUAGCGCCGCCCGAGCCCAUCCAGAACCCAGUCCUCCAAACAAGCACACGAGCGGCGGUGUCUGGGGCGCAAUGCACGGGUUUUCCGCCGUCCAGCAGAUUUGCUCCCCUUGGUUCGUUCUCAUCGCGUUCUUUACAGUACUUCAGAUGCUGCGCAUCAAUUACUUUGUCGCAUCCAUUCGACAACAGUACGAGUAUCUGUUUGAUUCCGAUGAAGACGCCCGCCAUAUCAACGAGCUGUUCGACUUUCUCCUCCCAAUAGGUGGCCUCUGCGCCGUCCCGUUCAUCGGAACCAUCCUCGACUCCGUCAGCACCCCAUUUGUACUCCUCGUCCUAGCCUCAACAGCCACAGCAAUCGGCAUCUUGGGCUGCAUCCCAGAUAGCCACGGAGCCGCCUACGCAAACAUUAUUCUCUUCGUUAUCUACCGACCCUUCUACUACACAGCCGUCUCCGACUACGCGGCCAAGGUCUUCGGCUUCCAGACCUUUGGCAAAGUCUACGGCCUGAUCAUUUGCGUCGCGGGCCUCGGAAACUUCGCCCAAGCCGGCCUCGACGCUCUCACUUUCACCGUCUUCGACCGCAACCCGAUUCCCGUAAACCUCAUCCUCACAGUCCUCACUUGCGUCACCGGGUCAGCUCUCGUCGCCUUUGUUUGGCGCAAGUCAACCCUGAUGGCCGAGUACGGGCCUCCGCCUCCAACUCAUCCGAAUGAUCCCGAGAUCGCGGUCGUGGUUCAGGACUAUGACGGUGUCACAACGAGGGAUUGGGAGCAGCAGCCCUUGCUCGAGCCAAGGUCUAUCCCGUCGAGGCGACAGGGCGAGUCGCCGUCUUAUGGCAGUGUGAGGAGUCGGUAG